Messenger RNA from Corticium candelabrum, 4468 nucleotides. RefSeq lists its product as uncharacterized. Bases 60 to 4247 code for a protein of 1395 amino acids. Gene Ontology annotation, molecular function: protein binding. Gene Ontology annotation, biological process: regulation of apoptotic process. Lineage: Eukaryota; Metazoa; Porifera; Homoscleromorpha; Homosclerophorida; Plakinidae. The record is from RefSeq and is a predicted model, not a curated record. The transcript has 22 exons.
UUUGCAUCACAACAACUGCUUGAAGUCUGACCACCUUUUAUGUACGUGUUCGCCUGGUAAUGGGAUUGAAGCCAUCGAAAUCCGAGAAAGAUCCCCAAGCAGAGAAGAAAUCAGGUUUUUUCAGCAAGAAAAAAUCGAAUGAGGUAAUCGCAGCUGAUGUUCAGACGAAAUCAACUGAGGUGAUCGCAACUGAUGUUGAGGAGAUAUCAACUGACGUGGUCACAGUUGUUGUUGAAAAGAAAUCGACUGAGGUGAUUGCAGGUGAUGUUGAAAAGAAAUCAACUGAGGUCAUCGCAGCUGAGAUUGAGAAGAAACCGACCAAGGUGAUCGCAACUGAUGUUGAGGAGACAUCUACCGACGUGAUCAUAGCUGUAGUUGAGAAGAGAUCGACUGAGGUGAUCGCAGGUGAUAUUGAGAAGAAAUCAACUAAUGUGAUCGCAACUGAUGUUGAGGAGACAUCAACUGACGUGAUCACAGCUAAUGUUAAGCAGAAAUCGACUGAGGAGAUCGCAGCUGAUGCUGCAGAAACGUCUGAAAAUCCAGACAACUCUUGGACUAAAAGAAGCAGCCACAGCAACAUAGCUGGUAAGGGCGUUCUAGGAAAUCCAUUCUCCACUGCUGCAAAUCAUCUUAUGGAAGGGGAACGAAAUUUUGCAAACAGUCAGAGUAAUGAGGAAAUACAAAUGGGUCAUGACAAAUCACCAGACUACUCAUGGGAUCAAUGUAUUCGUCCUCUAUUCUCUCGUUUGGUGCAAGUUCUACAAGUCGAACCCAUUCUUGAUAAACUCCUGAGUACAGAUCAGUUGAGAUUAGAAGAAUUUGAUAAAAUGAAGCAAAUGAAUGGAGACGUCGAGAGGGCUCGUUAUCUAUUGAGUCAAAUCUUACCUUAUUUUGCCAACGAAGGUUUUCACAAGUUUUGUGAUACUUUGUCUGAAGCUGGCGGAUAUGAAUUAAUACUGCAUCUUAUACAACCAUACAAACAUCCAGAUUUUCAGAACAGAGAUCACGAAGAAAUCAUUACUGAGUUAUUGAAUGCUGCAAAGUCUUGUCGGCUUCCCUUACAAGGAAAAUCGUUGUUGGAGAAGAGAAAGCCAAAGCUGAAAGCAAAGUAUUUUUCGACGGAAGUGGAAAUGAGAAGUUUUCCUCAUAUUUGUGGUCGAGCCGAAAUUGUCACACACAUGUCACAUUUCUUUUGGAAUGGAGAUAAUAAGCAUGCAGAAGGGAUGAACAUCAGAGACUUUCGAAUGAUGUGCAUCUGUGCUCAAGGUGGGGCAGGUAAAUCAUGCGUAGCAGCCUACUAUGCAAGGCUUUACAGAAAGACAUACGAUGGAGGAGUUUUCUUCAUCAGCUCGAGAACAAACGCAUCCAUACGUCAAUCGAUUUACAAAAUCAUCUGUUUUCUAAGUUCAGAGAGAGACGAAGUUGCAAGUCAAUCCUUGCAAAAAAUGAAGGAGCGCUUUCUAGAUCUCCUUUUCCACCGUGAAGGCAAUGUCUUGUUGAUAUACGACAGCAGUGAUGAUUUGGACGUCGUUCAACACGUAGUUCCUUCAUGCAGCAUGGAAAUUCACGUUAUCAUUACGACGAGAUGCAGAGAUCACGUUUUGAUGCGAGAAGGCAAGGUGAUUCACCUGCCGGGUUUGGAUGAAGACGCCGCCGUCGACUGUUUUUGCCGUUGGGCUGAAAAAUACCACGAUGACGGCAAGAUGUCCGAAUUUGAUAUGGAUGAGAUCAGAAGUAUAGUGACUCAUGGACAAGUAAAGAAAUUGCCACUGGCCAUUCGACGUGUUGCAACAUUGAUGAAGAAGACAGGGGUUACCUAUAGAAACAUAAGCGAAACGCUGUCAUCAAAGGAAGAAAUAGUGAAUUAUCUAGCUGAUGACUUCAAUGACAUAUUACAUGGUAGUGGACUGCAACAUUUAAAGCAGGAACUGGCCAGUUUAGGUGUUACUCGAAUCGACCAAAUUUUAACUGCCAAAAUCUCCUCAUUGGUCAAAUCCGGCAACUUUUGUUCAAGUGACGAAGAAAAGCUGGAGAAUAUGCAAAACCGACUAAUUGUUGACAGAGAAGCUCCAAUGCACUGGGAUCUCGAUUUAGAGGAAGUAUCAAGAAGGUCCGAAGUUGCAGACAAAAUUCUUCAUUUUGCUUCUUUGAUGGACACGAGCGCUGUUCCUACGGAUGUUAUUCGGGUAGCUGUAUUGCAUGAUGGACUGUCAAGAUUUAAAGGAAAUGAGUUUAUAAGCUCUUUGUAUUUGCUGUCACACGAUUUUUCUCUACUCACAUAUAAUGACAAAGAGCAGACGUGUGACAUUCAUGCGCUCGUUCAGCAGUCUGUUGUAAGCCACAUGAAGAGAAGAAAUAAAUUGCUACCUUCUCUCAUUUGUUUGACAAAGUGUAUUCAAGAAUUGUUACCGAAGUCCUCUAAAGCCAUGAAGCGCAAUCUCAAAAACAGGAAGUUGAUUGCAUUGGCUCCACACGUUUACAGCGUUUGUGAUCACAUCUUGAAGUUGAAAUGUGUAAUGCCAGAAUGUCUAGAACUUUUGAAGUUUUCCUGUUGGUUGGCAAAAUAUCUCUACGACAUUAACACAGCCAAGCAUUUGGCAGAAGAGAGAUUGCAGAUUCGUCGUCGAAUCGGCACUCGCACUAUUAACGAAGCCGUUGAAUUGAGCCAGAGUCUGAUCUCUGUUGGUGAUGCUUACGAUCUAAUGAGUACACCUGACUUAUCAAAGCCAUACUUUGAAGAAGCCGUACAAGUAUUGCAAGCAUUUGGUGACGACCAAGCUCUUUAUUUGGGAUAUGGUGUGGCUCUAGGCCGCUUAGGGUCUUGCUACAUGAAAAUGAAGAAAUUGGAAGACGCAGAAACGCUGUUCAGGAAACAGAUUGAAUGGAAACGAAAACAUGCCGGUGGAGCUUCUGGUGCAGAAAUUUCCAUUGCGCUAAAUAACCUUGCUGUCACAUAUGAAAAUGGGGGGAAAUACGACGAGGCGAUAAUGGCAUACGAAGAGUCGCUUGUGUUGAAAAGGCAAUACGAUAACGAAAAUCUAGUGGAAAUGUCUACAACUCUCAUGAAUCUCGGUUACUGCUACAGUCACACCGGGAAACUUGAGAAAAGUUUGAGUUUACUGGAGGAUGCAGUCAAAAUUAGUCGAUCAUGCUACUCAUCUUCUCAUCCCGACUUGGCACGUGCUAUACGUGAUCUUUCAUUUACGUACAAUCUACUUGACAGAAAAGAUGAAGCUAUGAAAUUGGCAAGAGAAGCGUUCGAUAUUGCAAGUAUAUCUUUACCACCAUCACAUUGUGAUUUGGCGUCGUAUAUGAACGGUAUUGGGGAUUGUUGUAAAUCUCGUGGAGACUACAACGAAGCCAUUGUGUGGUAUGAAAAAUCUCACGAAUUCUUGCAACAACUGCGUUCUUCACUUAAACGAGACGACAACCUUGCAACAACUAUUAUCAAUCUUGGUAAUGGCUACAGAGAAAGCGGAAAACUUGAAAAAAGUGCAAAUUUACUAGAGGAGGCCGUUACUAUCAGGCGAUCGUGCUACUCACCUUCUCAUUCCUCUUUGGCAUAUGCUCUCUGUUGCCUUUCAAUGACGUAUGACUUUCUGGACAGAAAAGAGGAAGCAUUGCAACUUGCAAGCAAAGCGUAUGAGAUAGCAACCGUAUCUUUGCCGCAGUCACAUCCUACUUUGCCGCAUUGUAUGGUUACUGUGGGAAACUGCUAUCGAUCACAAGCUAACUAUGAUAAAGCUAUAUCGUGGCAUGAGAAAGCUCGACAAUUGAAUCUACAACAAGAGUACUCGCCUAAUCGAGGACUUAACAUUGCUCUGAAUUUGUAUUACUUGUCUCUCGACCAUGACGAGAAGGGAUGUUGGGAAGAAGCUAUAAGGCUGUGUUUGGAAGCCCUUGAAAUUGGCCAAAAGCGUCUCUUUCCAAAUCGUACCUUUAUUGCUAUUGGUAUGAUGCGCUUAGGUUCGUAUGAAAUCAAGACCGCAAGACUUGAAGAGUCUAUGACUCACUUGCAAACUGCCUUAUCGAUUUUGCAAGACAAACUACCUACUAGUCAUUACACAGCAGAUUGUCACUAUUACCUUUCUACGUUAUUCCUUGUUAUGAAUAAAGCAUACCAAGCCAGUCUACAUGUAGAGAAAUGUCUUGAGAUACGAAAAACCAUUUUUCCAGUUGGUCACAGCAAGAUAAGGGAAGCCGAGUGUCUAAAACAAGACAUUACAGGGCUGAAUGGAAAUGCUUAAGACUGACAUGAUAUUCGUACUUUGCUGGUUGUGUGUUGCAGUUUGCUUGUGUCCUUGUUAGAAUUGAUGGAAUUGGUGCACGCAGACAAUAGGGAUAUAUACAGUAGAUAAAAUUGGGGAUUGCACCUUAUCUUAGCCAAAAGUUUAUAAACUCUUCCACUAUGUUUUUUUAGUGACAAUGCUAUACGCACUAAAUAUAUUCACACUGGUAAAUGCUGAGA